This is a messenger RNA of Cotesia congregata, 219 nucleotides long. NCBI's taxonomy places the organism in Eukaryota, Metazoa, Arthropoda, Insecta, Hymenoptera, Braconidae. The record is from the annotation of a GenBank genome assembly.
AUGGACCAGCGACUCGUUGCAGCGUCACCUAGAGUUCUAAUGGACGGAAUUUCUAUAUUCCAUCGUGGAAGAGGUCAAUCUGGAGGGUUCCUAGCAUUCAAACUGCGGACAAUUGGUCUUCACCAUUACAUAAAUCCUAAUAUGAAGUCCGAAAAUGCGGAGCUGUAUCUUAAGAAAUAUCAAGAAAUAGAAGAUUACUCCUUGUCUCAAGUCGAGUAA